Molecule: messenger RNA, 3076 nt
Organism: Varanus komodoensis (Komodo dragon)
Lineage: Eukaryota; Metazoa; Chordata; Lepidosauria; Squamata; Varanidae
Product: interferon-inducible GTPase 5-like
Exons: 3
Coding region: 80-1939 (619 amino acids)
Cellular component (GO): membrane
Molecular function (GO): GTP binding
Source: RefSeq, a predicted model, not a curated record
CACAAAUGCACGGGCGGCGGCGGAUCGGCACAUCGAGGGAGAAGAAAAGGACCGCGCAGGUGGGCGCGCAGCCUCAACCAUGGCUGGUUCCCCCUGUCUGGACGAACUGCAGCUGAGGAAGCUGAAGGACCACUAUGAGGCCCAGAAAGCCGAAAGCUCUGCCUCCAAGAUCCAGGAGUUGGUGGACUGUGUGACCAGCCUUCAGGUCCAGGUUGGGAUCCUGGGCGAGCGUGGCGCUGGGGUGACCACGCUGAUCCAGGCUCUGCUGGACAAGCCACGCCGGGUGACGGAUCCCUGGGCUUACUUCCGGGAAGCACCGCAGCCCACACAGCAGCCGGUUGCCCACUGCCACCCCACAUACCCCAACCUGACUCUGCACGACCUGCCGGGCUUCCAAGUAUCUGAGAAGGCAGCUGCCUACCUGAAAAGCUUGGGCGACCUCAGCAAAUACAGCUGCUUUGUGGUGGUGGUGGGGAAUGGCGGCCUGAGGGAGACCCACCUGCAGAUCCUCAAGGCUAUCAAGCAGAAGGGCAAGCCCUUCCUCCUGGCCCGCACCAAGGUGGACCUGGACCUGCACACAGCUGAGCGGCGGCUUCGGUUCCGCUACAGCGCCACUGAGCAGCUAGGACUGAUCCGGAAGGAGCUGGUCAAGGAUGGGAUGGACAGCAAGACGGUUUUCCUGGUGUCUGGGCUGGAGCCGGAGAAAUACGAGUUCGACUGCUUUGAGGACCGCCUGGAAGCAGAGGUGCUCAACUUGAAGAGAAGCCAUGACGGAAACCUCGAGGACUUGGCGGCAAUGAGUCAGAAGAAGAUUACGGAGCUGUAUGAGAUUUGCCAGUCUGGCAGCUUGUCUGAUGUCCCAGCUGUGCUCCAUUCAGCUUUGGAGAACCCUACCCAAAUCCGGCUGGAUGUAGCUGUGAUAGGCGAAGCUGGUUCUGGGAAGUCCUCGCUAGUCAAUAGCCUGAGAGACGUGGGGUGCGGGGAGCCAGGGGCAGCCCCCACUGGGAUAACUCAGGCCACGAAGAAAGCCACUCCCUACCUUUUCCCCGCUGUCCCCAACUUGUACCUGUGGGACCUGCCGGGAGUCGGAGUGGAGGAGGAGGAUAUAAGCCGCUUGGACCUCAGCUGCUACGACUUCUUCCUACUGGUGGCCUCUGAGCGUUACAAGCACGUCCACAGCUGCCUGGCCAGGGCCAUUGUCUCCGCAGGGAAGCAGGCCUUCUUUGUGAGGAGCAAGACUGACGUGGAUAUGGAGUCCCUCCCUGGAAGCCAGGCCAAGCCCACAGAGGAGCUGGAGGAGCUGCAGGAAGAGAUGCGGAAGAACUGUGUGGAUGCUCUGAAGAAAGAUGGCAUGGACUCUCCACGCGUCUUCUUGGUCUCCUGCCUCAGAAAGCAAACCUAUGACCUUCCUCUCCUCCAGGAAGCCCUCAAGAACAGCGCUACAGACCUGAAGAAAAAGGUUCUGAAGCAAGUCAUCCCAACCGUCUUGUCCCGACUGGUGAGGCGGAAGUCCAAAGUGCUGAUGAAGGAUGUGUGGGGAAAGGCCCUGCACAUAUGCCUCUUCUGUGUGGAAAACCCCAAGGCAGCUGUGGCCGAGAACAUCAUUGCGACCAUCACUGGCUUCUGCACAGUCCUCGGCCUGGACGAAGCGUCCUUGGGGCGCAUCGCACAGGCCUGCAACACAGCGGUCCCGCAGCUUCAGGCCCAGGUCCAGAGCCGCUUUGCUAAGCCGCUGGACUCCGACUACGUGCUCAGUCUCAUCACCAAGCCGACCUCGCUGAUCGACCGGGCGUGGGGCUACGUGCCGUACUGGGGACAGGGGAAAAAGGCGGAGCCAGGGAUCUCCUUUGAGUCCACAUACGGCAUGUUGCAGCAGGUUGUGGUGGAGCUGUCUGAGGAUGCCAAGAAGGUGCUGACGAUGGCAUUUGUGAAGGAUUAGAGCUGGGAUGUGGCAGCCGUAGCAACACCCACAUCCUCUCUUUACAGCAUCACCUAUCGAGGAUAAAAGAACAAGAGAACUAUCCCGGAGAUGAAGGAUUUCUCAGCAUGGUGUCCUGACACACACGUUAAGACUGAAACAGGAAGCAUCAAGCACCUGAAGUUCUAUGCCUUCACUGAGGUGGGUGACGCCAUUCUGACCUUUUGAGCCCAGGAAUUGGAUGCAGAAGCAGAGGCCUGGCCCUUGCUCAGACAGGAAGCCAUCCACCAGUUGUACCGCAUCACCAUCACUUGCUAGUGCUGGAGGGAGCCCAUGGAACUCAGCAUUCGUCUGUACACAGAACGAGACCUGCAUGCUGGAACUUUGCUGCCUGGCAUGCUAGUUUUCUGUGUGCAGGGAGAGAGCUGGCUUGCUUGCAGUAAGUACCCCAGUACAGCAGAGUUCUCCACCCCGAGCUGCACAAGAGAGUAGCUGGUAGCUCUGGCCUCUCCCAUACCAAACCUGACUGGUGGGAUGGCGGAGAGCAAGGCGCUGUCUGCUCCAGCAGCGGGACAGUGCAAGCCCUGGAGGGACACUCGGAAGGCACCCUUGGAACCUGCCGGUGCCACUCAGCUCGCACUGGGAAGGUGACCUCCUGAGUCAGCAAGCUGUUCAGCCCAGCUGUGUAUGGAGAGACCUGCUGGCUCUUUACAGGGCGAGAGCCACCAUCUUUUCCUGUUGGUACAAGAGACAGAAGAGGCAUCACCAACUGUGGCAUUUUGAUUAAUUGUAGGUAUAUGGCAUUUUGAUUAAUUGUAGGUAUCUCUAUGAGCAGCUGCCAUAAUCCCUUACUAAUUGUUUGUACAAAAAUAGGGUGAUACCUCUAGGGUGGAGCCAGAACAACUGUUUCUUCAUGGGGCCUCCUUCCCAGCGUUUACGCGUCUAGCAGCAAUGUACUUUUGCAACUCCGGAAUCAGGGCUUUGGCUGAUGCGGUUACAGCUAUCAGUUUCCUAUCCAAUAAAUAAGCAUGUAAACCCAUGGGAAAUGUUGUAUCGGGGGCAGCAGGAAUUUCAUUCUGGGGGAAAUUCUCUUUACUUGGUUAUUGUCACCAGACCUGUUGAUUGGUCUCAAAAUAAUAUAAAAAUAUGUAAAAAUCA